Sphaeramia orbicularis (orbiculate cardinalfish) is the source of this 2984-nucleotide messenger RNA. It is a transcript of the gene ddx56, whose product is annotated as DEAD (Asp-Glu-Ala-Asp) box helicase 56. The transcript has 14 exons. The record is from RefSeq and is a predicted model, not a curated record. Gene Ontology annotation, cellular component: cytosol. Gene Ontology annotation, molecular function: ATP binding; RNA helicase activity; nucleic acid binding. Bases 30 to 1703 code for a protein of 557 amino acids. NCBI's taxonomy places the organism in Eukaryota, Metazoa, Chordata, Actinopteri, Kurtiformes, Apogonidae.
CGCACGUGUGAGUGUAGUGAGGUGGAGAGAUGGCCGCGGAGAGGUUACAGUUUCAUGAAAUGGGCUUAGACGACCGUCUUUUAAAGGCGGUCGCAGACCUAGGUUGGUCCCAGCCCACUUUGAUCCAGGAAAGGGCCAUCCCUCUAGCUCUGGAAGGGAAAGACCUUUUGGCCAGAGCCCGGACUGGUUCAGGAAAAACCGCUGCUUAUGCUGUACCCAUCAUCCAGCGUAUCCUGGACUCUAAGCAGAGCGUUCGUGAGCAGGAUGUGAGAGCACUGAUCCUGGUACCAACCAAGGAGCUGGGUCAGCAGGUUCAGACCAUGAUACGGCAGUUAACAGCCUUCUGCUCAAGGGACGUCCGAGUUGCGGAUAUCUCUGCCAAGGCCGACCUGUCUGCACAAAGACCUAUCUUAAUGGAGAAACCUGAUGUGGUCGUUGGGACCCCAUCCCGUGUCCUGGCUCAUCUUAACGCCCAGAACCUGGUCCUGCAUUCAUCCCUCGAAAUGCUUGUUGUAGAUGAGGCCGACCUGCUCUUCUCUUUUGGCUUUGAAGCAGACCUGAAAAACUUGUUGUGUCAUUUGCCGAAGAUCUACCAGUCAUUCCUGAUGUCAGCCACCUUCACUGAGGAUGUUCAGACUUUAAAGGAGCUUCUGCUACACAAUCCGGUGAUUUUGAAGCUUCAGGGCUCUCAGCUUCCUGACAGCAGCCAGCUACAGCAAUAUAGCAUCAAAUGUGAGGAGGAGGACAAGUUCCUGCUCAUCUACACGCUGCUGAAACUGCGCCUCGUUCAGGGGAAGACACUGCUGUUUGUGGGAGAAGUGGACAGAUGCUACAGACUCAAACUGUUUCUGGAACAGUUUAGUAUUCCUGCCUGCGUACUGAACUCUGAACUGCCUGUACAGUCGAGGUGUCAUAUCAUCACCCAGUUUAACCAAGGCUUUUAUGACUACAUCAUUGCUACAGAUGAGCAGAGUUUGGCCGAUCCCACGGCUGCACCACAGACGCCUGCAGGCAAAGGGAAGAAGAAAAAGUCCACAGAGAAAGGGGGGAAAAAUAAGGACAAGGAGUACGGAGUUUCCAGGGGUGUGGACUUCCAAAAUGUUGCCAAUGUCAUCAACUUUGACUUUCCCACGACUGUAGAGUCCUAUAUUCAUCGAGUGGGAAGAACGGCAAGGGCAGACAACCCAGGCACGGCUCUGUCUUUCAUUGCACACACUGAGCUUGAUCUGCUGUCACAGGUGGAGGAGGCCCUCAUGGGAGACAAUUCAGACUGUGCUCUGAAACCUUAUCAGUUUAAAAUGGAGGAGAUCGAAGGCUUCCGGUACCGGUGUCGGGAUGCAAUGCGUUCAGUGACAAAGCAGGCAGUAAAGGAGGCCAGACUGAAGGAGAUCAAACAGGAGCUGCUCAAUUCAGAAAAACUAAAGACAUAUUUUGAGGACAACCCCAGAGAUCUGCAGCUGCUCAGACAUGACAAAGACCUGCAUCCGGCUGUCAUCAAACCCCACAUGAAGAACGUACCUGACUAUCUUGUUCCUGAAACGCUGAGAGGGAUCAUCAACCCCCUGUCAGGGAGGAGGAGGAAGAGGAGGGAAAAGCCCAAACCACAGGGUGUUGCCAAGCCCAGUUUCAAGAAAAAUGUCCAGGGGAAGAACCCACUGAAGAGUUUCCAUUAUACAGGAGGGAGAAACAGAAAAGCCAAAUGAAGCCGGUUAUCGCUGCAGCUGCAGAACACAUGAACGUUAUCAGUCCUGGAUGCAGAGUGAGACAUUCGCCUGGAGGACAAUUUGCUGUCUGGUUUUGGCUCAAGAAAAGUGAACUAAGGGAUUUUAUGAUCUGUUGAAGAUCAAUACGCCACUGAGAAAAUGGACUUUAGUCUCCUGAACCAUGUGAAAAAGACAGUGAACAUCAGUUUGAAACUGGACUCAAAUCCACAAGGAUGGACCACAUUACAAGAGGAGCUGAGGACCUGUUUCUAAUACAACCUUUAUGAAUAAAAAGAAAAUUGGUAUUCAGUCUUUUUUAGAUUUUGUGUGUUUAAUUGGUGAAUGUAAACUGUCAACAAUAGCAAAGGUGGUACAUCACAAGUUAGCAACAAUCCUUGGAAUUUAGGAUUUCUAGAAACAUCGACAUCCUUGGAAUCUGGACUAGUGACAUAAAAUAAAAAUAUGUAGGAAGUAAAAAAUCUUAAAUAAUUCUUCCAAUCUUUUCUUUUGGCUUUAGCGUCAGAAAUCAGUUAUCUGUUUUUCAUGAGUUAUUUUUUCAACAAAGUAGUUUUGAUGUGAUUUCUUGUCAGGUUGAAUUAUUCAGAAGUGCUUUGAGUUCUCCUUUAUAAUCCACAGUGACAAAGUUGUGUCCUAAUUUAAGUUUACACUCCCACCUUUUUAGUUUUAAGACCUUUCUUUGGAAAACCUGUCAUUGUGUUAUGCAUAAAAUGAAAACCUGAUCCCUCCACCUGCAGUUCAACAUGAGAAAAGUGAUCUUCGCUAUUUGUUCACAUCGCCGCGUGAUAUGACACAAGAUACUUAAGUUACGGAGGAGGAAAGAACAGACAAGGAAAUAGUGGGAUAAAAUUAGUAUCUGCUCAGUUUUUCAGCACUGACUCUUUCAGGAAUGAGGAAAUGUUAACUUUAUGACACUGAUAAUAAUCUCCAAAUUUUAGACUUGCUUAAAGUCUGAUUUAGUAAUUUCCUCCAUGGGUGAGAUCAUACUUACACCUUAGACCAUGCAUUUGGAGAUAGAGUUAAUUUAGUUGAAUACAUGACCUUGUUUGAAUGGAGAUAAAUGGACUUAUUUAUGUAAGUGUUUUUUUUUUUAAAUGGUAAGUUGCCAUCAGGACUUAUCCCUAGAUCACGAAUGAUUAGACACAAAACAACCUCCCAUGGACUGUUGACAUUUUGGAGUUUGCCCAAACUGUUUGUGCCUUCCUGAGAGCCUGCUAACUUUAUGUGGUGUUCUUCUUAUGAACACAGCUUGUUUUAACAGUA